Messenger RNA from Carassius auratus (goldfish), 7003 nucleotides. Its product is annotated as aryl hydrocarbon receptor nuclear translocator-like protein 1. Gene Ontology annotation, biological process: regulation of DNA-templated transcription. NCBI's taxonomy places the organism in Eukaryota, Metazoa, Chordata, Actinopteri, Cypriniformes, Cyprinidae. The transcript has 17 exons. The coding region runs from base 492 to 2399 and encodes 635 amino acids. The record is from RefSeq and is a predicted model, not a curated record. Gene Ontology annotation, cellular component: transcription regulator complex; cytoplasm; nucleus. Gene Ontology annotation, molecular function: DNA-binding transcription factor activity; protein dimerization activity.
UAUGAUGGUGCAAGAACUGAAUGCGAUCUGGUCGCAUUACAUUGCUGCAAUCGAGAAGGUGACUGACCAGCAGCCGUUCCGUUCAGUACCGCAUACCGCCAUCGCAUCGGUGACCGCAUUUUUCUCGGCUUGCAUAACAUAUCGCGUGACUUACUAGGUUAGUAACGUGAGGGAACGGACAACAGAGAAGGCGGUGUUGAUGGUAGGAGGAGAUUGUGCUUCGACGUCUUCCGCGUUUCCCCGGAUUUCAACCACUGUCCUGAUUCCAUCGUGUCUUCUCCUUGCACGUUUUACGCUCAGCCCACCCUCCCAAUUGAGUUAGUUGUAAAGAAAAAAAAAAACAAUUAAAUAAAUUAUACAGGACUCAACGCCCCCCUUUCCCUUCACCUCUCCUCUUUCUCUCCCCACUUCGCAAAUAACUAACAUUACCACCGCCUUCGUUCUCCACAUGCAGCAUCGGAGUCCAGGGCCCCGGCGCACCGGCUCCAGCCAUGUCGGCGAGGAAUACAGCGGCUGGCGGCGGUGACGGAGCGAUAGGGGAAAAGACAGGAGACGCAUUAGAGGAAGAACCCCAGGGCCUCUCUGUCUCUCUGUUUGGUUUGAUGACCCCCUCCUCAGCCGCCGGCAUGGCCUCGGGCAUAGAGAUGCCCAGGAAACGGAAAGGCAGCAUGGACAACCUGGAAACAAAAUCUGCAUCAAAUCUAGAGGAGGAUAUGGAGGACGAUAAGGGAAGAUCGGAAGGAGAUGACCAGCAAUUAAAAAUUAAGUGUAUCAGAGAACCUCACAGUCAGAUUGAGAAACGGCGGCGAGAUAAGAUGAAUAACUUGAUUGACGAGUUGGCAGCGAUGAUACCCACCUGUAACCCCAUGUCCCGCAAACUUGACAAACUCACUGUGUUACGAAUGGCUGUCCAGCACCUCAAAUCACUCAAAGGAGCGACCAGCUCAUUUGCAGAAGCCAAUUACAAACCUGCUUUCCUCCCAGACGAUGAGCUCAAACACCUUGUCCUAAAGGCUGCGGAUGGAUUUCUCUUUGUGGUUGGCUGUGACCGUGGAAAAAUAAUCUUUGCAUCAGAAUCAGUUUCAAAAAUCCUGAGCUACAGUCGGACGGAGUUAAUUGGACAGAGCCUGUUUGAUUAUGUUCAUCCAAAGGACAUUGGUAAAGUGAAGGAACAGCUGUCCGCCACUGAACUCUACCCACGGGAGCGCCUCAUCGACGCCAAAACGGGAUUGCAGGUGCAGGCUGAGAUCCCCGUCGGAGCAGCUCGACUUUGCUCUGGAGCCCGGCGUUCAUUCUUCUGCCGAAUGAAGUACAACAAAGUUACCAUCAAAGAGGAGAAAGUCUUUCAGGCUGGGGCCUCAAAAAAGAAAGAGUCACAGCGGUACUGUACUGUGCACUGCACGGGCUACAUGCGUACCUGGCCCAAGCGCCAGCUGGGCACGGAGGGGGAGGCUGAGGCGGAUAAAGAGAGCUCCCACUUCAGCUGCCUGGUAGCAGUGGGCCGCAUGCACCCCCACACCCUCCCGCAGGCCAACGGAGAGAUCAAAGUCAAGCCCACCGAAUUUGUCACCCGCUACGCCAUGGACGGCAAAUUCACCUUUGUGGAUCAACGAGCCACCACCAUUCUGGGUUACUUACCCCAGGAGCUGCUAGGCACAUCCUGCUAUGAAUACUUCCAUCUGGAUGACCUGCCUCAUUUGGCAGAUAGACACCGGAAAGUGUUGAGAAGUAAAGAGAAGAUUGAGACAAACUGCUAUAAGUUUAAAACGAAAUAUGGCUCUUUCGUCACCUUACAAAGUCAGUGGUUUAGUUUUAUAAAUCCCUGGACCAAAGAAGUAGAAUACAUAGUGUCAACCAACACUGUUAUAUCUGGUAAAAGUAAUCCAGGUGGAUCAGGGGAUAAAGCUGAGCAGCCAAGCAGUUCCAAGGCCUCGGAGGAUGAUGCUAAGAAUUCCCAACAAGUUCCUAUCAUCCCAGGAAUCUCCAGUGCAUCAGGAAUGAUUUACGCUGGGUGCAUAGGGACCCAAAUUGCUAAUGAGAUUAUGGACUAUAAUAGAAUGAACUCCUCACCAUCCAGCGGUAAUACAAGUCCAUUCAGUGUGCCGCAGGAUAAGUCUCCACUGGCCCUUGCGCAGGCCAGCAGCAACGUGCCAAAUGGGGAAGCAACAGAUGUGGAGAUGACUGGCAAGUCAGGCUCAGUGGAGGAAACGAGGGGUGGGGCCUUCACAGUGGGAGAAAAUCUGAUGGAGGGGAGCUCUCAGUUGGAUCUAGAGAGUGUUCCUGGUUUGGGUGCUCUGAGCACCGACGAGGCAGCCAUGGCAGUCAUUAUGAGCUUACUGGAAACAGAUGCCAACCUGGGUGAGGCCGUGGAUUUUGACGAGUUGCACUGGUCUCUUUGAACAUACUUCAAUUAAUUUUUUAGUUUUUUUUUUAAAGACCCAUCUUAUCUGGAGCUUUUUAAAAUGAACCAUCCAUUCAUUUUCAAAGGGGCCGUAAGCCUUUGACAAAUCUUUGUAUUUUAUGUUUUUAAUUUAUUAGUGUUUUUAAAUGCAUUUGGACAAGCUGCAUGGCAUAUUAUCUGAUGUCUGCCCUUGGUGAAGGAGAACCGAAGGGGAUGGCCGUCUCUCUUAGUACCUUAAGCUGAGUACCUUAAGCAACAGGACCAGGUUUUAUAUGGUCUGGUGUGCAUUUCUUUAUCCUUGGCAUGGAUCAGAACAGAGAGACGUUCUUGGCCUGCUUUGCCAUGUUGAGAAACACAUGCCUCAGCCAGGGCAUAAGGCAAGAACCCAAAUGGUCCACUGUGAUCCAGUGGCAUAAGGAUUUCAAAACUAUUCCUCAGUCAUUCAACACUUGAACUGAUGCUUUGAGGCAAAGCUGGACUCAAAUUUUUUUUAAUAAAAAGGUAAAGGGAUUCCUUUGGCAAGGGAAGCCUGAUAGUUAUUUUACCCUUUUAGAGCAGAAAUCGUCUGGAGUUCAAUGUUGUUGUUUUUUUUCAAGAGUGGAACAACAGGGAGGGGUAUUGGUAAAAGCGCUUGUGGUCAGUUGUCAAACAGAAUUACUUGAAAAGACUGGAAAAAUCAGAAAAUAGAGGAUCACAGUUAGGCCUGACAUUAGUUUUUUUUUUCUCUCUCUCUAGUCUACAAACCUGUGUGAAUGUGUACUUUUCCUUCAGACACAUUCUGUGCUUCUCUUGAAACUGGGCUGUCAUUAAGAUUUACAACUCCUGGGACAACAUUUUUACCGUUGAGUAAGCUGUAUUAUAGAGGUCCUGGGACAAUGUUCCUGGUUUUUGCCCCCUUAGUUAGAUGUAUUGGAUCUGCUGUUCUUAAAGAUUUUCUGGAUGGAGAUCAGCGACAUGUAUUAUGGUGAUUGGAAACUAAUAAGGGCAGGGUCUCUCAGGGAACAAUUUGUGGAAACCCCUUCUCAAUAUCCUUUAGCGGAUCAGCAAAGUACCACUUUUUAGACACUCAAGUUAAGGUGGUGUUUAAGACUUAUACAUUGUUCAGGGCUCCAUUCUUUCAUUAGUUCUUCUUGUUCAGUUAUGUGCAAGAAGUAUAACAUGCUUAUGUGAUCAACAUCUAGUAGAUGAUUGUUGUUUAAACUGUAUUUUGGAAUUGUGUAAUAAGUUAAUCUCUACUCCACUUCAAAAUACUAACAAAAUCACUUUUUAUAAAGUAAAACAUUACCAAAGUAAUGGGGAGAUGUAUUUUAACUUUCUUCCUGCUUAAUGAAGGUAUUUAAUACAAAUCCAACCAUGAAGUCACUUUUAAAUAUACUGUAUAAUGUGACCUAAAGUGAACAGUCUGUUUAUGAUUUACUCACCCUCAUGUCUUUCCAAACCUGUAUGAUUGUGUCUCAUGGAACACACAAAUGGAGAUGUUUAAAAGAAUGUUCACGCUGUUCUUUUCCGUGUAAUGAAAGUCAAUGGUGACCAUAUGGGCUUUCAAGCUGCAGUAAGGACUAAAAAGCACCUUAGAAGUAGUUCAUAAGAUUUGUGUGCUAUUUUGCAAUUCCAGUUUCAUAGAUCUCCAAUUUAUUUUACUCCAUUUUCUCGGUUUCAGUGUUGCGUUUCACCUUAAGGCUGGAAUACACUACUAAUAGACUUUUUCCCAGAUUUUUACUCUGAUUUACAGUUUCAAUGAGUCUAUUCUAGUUGCAGAUUUUGUAGAUUCACAUGAAAUCAUGUGUUAUAUGAUACAGAUAUAGAUUAUCUAGCAUCAUCAGGCUAUGAUUCCAUGCAUUUGGAAGAUAUUGAACAUUUUAGAAUACAUCGUUUUAACUUGUCAUAAGUUUAAAAGUCUUCCGGUGCAUUUCAGUCAUAAGGAAGAAAGUAAGUCAUACAGGUUUUGAACAACAUGAGAAAAUAAUACUGUAAAUUGUAUUUUUGGCUGAACUAUAACUUUAACUGAAGAACAGAUUUUAAUAAUUUUAAAUGCUGUUAAAUGAGCUUUUGAAUAGAUAAAUCAAAAGGUAACGUCCAAUGUAGUUUUAAGCCAGUUUUUUUAAAGGGCUAAAAUCUUAGAAACAUCACCUCUUUUUGGGAAAAUGAACUUCAUAGGCUGUUAAAAUUAUGCUAUCAGAUGCCAUUUCUUGAAAUGAUUCCCUAUUUUAUAUAAUUGAGAUUUUAUUCUAUGUGCACAUCCCUGGUAUACUGGUUCUCUGUUUUUCUCUUUCUAAAUUUCUCACUCUCUUAAAACAAGUCAUCUGAAUCCUCUGGGUAAUAAUUCACCUCAUUUCAACAUGGCUUUGUAUCUAAUUUAGCAAAUUUUCUUCCAAAAUGUUGCUUCCCUUUAUACUGGUGACCUUUCAUACAGAUGAUCAGUGUAUUGAACUGCUUUAUUGUGACCGUGCACACGUGCCACAAUUGUCUCAUGGUCAUGCGUGAUGGUAACGGACAAUUUUGACCAAUUGUACCAAAGCACAUUGACCGCAGACAUAUUUAAAGUACCCAUAACCCUAUGCUGUCAGAUGUUCUGUAAUUCUGUGACUGUGGUGUGAGCCGCUUUUAAAAAAUGUUUUCAUAUCAUUGUCUGCUGUCACAUGCUUCCAAGAGCUUACUUGAAGGGAGGAUGCCACCGACCCAAUCAACUGAAAUACUGCUGGAUGAUAUGCACAUUAAUGGUUUUUAGUGUAAAAAUAAUCUUGCCAUGAUUCAUUAUUCAUCCAACGCUUGGCUUUGCAAACGUAACAUACUACCUAGAAAUAUAGGUGGGGUAUUUCUUUAAACCUAACUGAAAUUUCAUGGGAUCAACUGCAAGUGCUUGUCACACAGGUGGUUAGAUGUGUUAGCCAAUCAUAAUUGGGCUAAGAUGUCCAGUUAUAGAUUUUGAUUGGGCAGUUGUAACCUUAAGCACGGGAACAGCUUCUUUGUUUACCCCAAUGUACAAACGUUGACCUGUGCCAUAACUGCAGGCUGGUCCUAAAAUAUGUACAAAGACUUCUGAUUCCGUUUCCCUCUCCCCCACAUAGCUUCACUGUUCGUUUUUUUUACCCUAGAAUGAAAAAUUCCUUAAUUCACUCACCCUCAGGCCACCCAAGAGGUCAUUCAUCAGAAAUUUUGCAUCACAUUACCUGCUCACCAAUGGGUCUUCUGCACUGAAUGGGUGCCGUCAGAAAGUCCAAACAGCUGAUAAAAGCAUCAAAAUAAUCAUCAAAUAAUUGAUACAACUCCAGUCAGAGAUUCGGCGUCUUGUGAAGUAAAAAGUUGUGUGAAUGUUUAAAAAAAUAUUUAAUUAAGGUGUUUUAACUUUAAACUCUUGCUUCAGAACACGAUGCGAGUCCAUAAUCAAUAAUAAUGCUUCCUUAUGGUGGAAAAAGUCCAUCUCCUGUUGUCCUCCCUCAGUAAAACAUACCAACAUAUUCGUUUAGAACAGUUUUUGGACUGUACUGUAAACUGUGCUUCAUCUGUGCACAUUUCUCUCCUGAUUCAGAUGAGAUUGACUCUUUCACUGGGGAAGACAACGUUAUUUAUAGAAGAUUAUUGGAUUAUUACAUGAGUUAUUACAAACAUGCAGCUUUUCACUUCACAAGAUGUUAGUUGAUGGACUGGAGUCAUGUAAAUUUCUUAUGGAUUAUUGUGAUGUUUCAUCAUCUCAUUUUGAUGGCACCCAUUCAGAGGAUCCAUUGGUGAGCCAAUGAUGUAAUGCCAAACUCUCCAAAUCUUUUCCGAUGAAGAAAUGAGCUCUGAGGGGUGAGUACAUUUUCAGCAAAUGUAAAUUUUUUGAGUGCCCCAUUCCUUUGUGACUGUUCUGUUUGGAGUGUCAUUCUGCAGUUGCACAUGGCAAAAAUCAAGUACUGUAAGUAGGUUAGAAACCUUUUCUUAUCUCUCUUUUGUCCUAAUUUCAGCUCUCACUCUAUGUAGACUGAACAUUUCUUGAUUUUAUAUUGUUCCGUUAAUAUUCAUUCAUGCAUGCCUUUUUGUGUCCCCUUUGCUUUUCUUUACUACUUUUUUUGUUCUGUUAGCUAUCUAAGGGUAUUGGAUAAAGGUUUUUGCCUUAUAAAAGAGACAAAGACUUGCUCAUUGUUCUAUUUCCCUUUGUUUCUGUCUGUCUUGAGUGAGUGGUUUGGAUAUCCUGAAGACUGUUCUUCAUUUCUGUGAAUAUCACAGUCGGGGAGCAGCUGUUGGGUCGAGCCUCCAGAUCUGCUUGCACCUCCUCGUCGCUUUGACCAGGGCUGUUAUUGAACGGGGUGUCUUGUUCAGGCACACAGGCCCCUUUACUGUUUUUUUUUGCUCUCUCCUCUGUUUGUCAAUGCCAUCGCUGCUACUAUCAACAGGUCUGGUUACUAGCAAAGGAUCUGUCUGUCCAGGCUGACAUGUAAAACGAUUCUUAAAUAAACAACAUUAGUUUCCUGUACAUCUGUCUCCGUCUGUCAUAUGUCAACAUACAACUGUUCAGAGAUGUUGAGAUCUUAAAUUUCAAUUAAUUUCCUGGAGGUAGCAAGUAGGAAAUUGUAAAUUGAAUAUAGGGAAAUUGAAAGAUUUGAAUAAAUUGCUUCAAGUGUA